This is a messenger RNA of Lactuca saligna, 1873 nucleotides long. The record is from the annotation of a GenBank genome assembly. NCBI's taxonomy places the organism in Eukaryota, Viridiplantae, Streptophyta, Magnoliopsida, Asterales, Asteraceae.
UUUUUACCCUUCAAUAUCCAAGUGAUUCGACCAACCUGGUUAACCCGGGGUUUAAAGCAUCUGUCUUAACUCUUAACCCUAACAAAGUUCGUCUCACUCUCUUUAAACACUGAUACACUCUUGGAUUUUCUUUGUUACUCUAGAUUGAUAUCAAAAGGCGGGUCAUUCCUGUGUUCCUCUUGUCAUUUAAGCAAUGGUGCUGAUUAUACAUUCAGAAUUAAACAAGAAUGUUUGCAAGGCAUUAAUUGCUGCAGAAUAUGUUGGUGUUGAAGUCAAAAUGGCUGAAAAUUUUCAAAUGGGUGAGUCAAAUAAGACUCCUGAGUUUCUUAAGAUGAACCCUCUUGGAAAGGUUCCAGCUCUUGAGACUCCCGAGGGGCCUAUAUUUGAGAGUAAUGCAAUUGCUCGCUAUGUUGCUCGUUUGAAGCCUGAAAAUACUCUCUUUGGAUCUUCACCGAUAGAAUAUGGCCAAAUUGAGCAGUGGGUUGACUUUUCUGCAUUGGAGCUUGACGCAAAUAUGAGGGCAUGGGUGUUUCCAAGACUUGGAUAUGCCACAUACAUCAAAUCUGCUGAGGAGAGUUAUAUAUCUGGUGUGAAAAGAGGUCUUGGUGCUCUAAACACGCAUCUUGCUUCACGUACUUUUUUGGUUGGUGAUUCCGUGACUUUGGCUGACAUCAUCAUGACAUGCAACUUGGUGAAUGGUUUUAAAUUUUUGUUUACAAAGAGUUUCACAUCUGAGUUUCCUCAUGUUGAGAGGUAUUUCUGGACCAUGGUUAAUCAACCAAACGUGAGAAAGAUAUUUGGAGAAAUCAAACAAGCAGAAGUUCUCCCUCCUAUUCCUUCAGCCAAGAAACCAGAGGAUAAACCAAAACCCGAGCCUAAAAAGGAAGUCAAGAAAGAAGAAGCCCCUAAACCCAAGCCUGAAGUUGCCCCAGAGGAGGAAGAGGCACCAAAGCCUAAGGCAAAGAAUCCUCUUGAUUUAUUGCCUCCGAGUCCUAUGGUUUUGGAUGACUGGAAGAGGCUUUACUCAAACACCAAAACUAACUUCCGUGAGGUUGCAAUCAAAGGUUUUUGGGACAUGUAUGAUCCAGAGGGAUACUCUCUUUGGUUUUGCAACUACAAGUACAAUGAUGAGAACACUGUCUCAUUUGUGACCAUGAAUAAGGUUGGUGGAUUCCUUCAGCGUAUGGAUCUUGCAAGGAAAUACGCGUUUGGAAAGAUGUUGAUUAUUGGAAACGAGCCUCCAUUCAAGGUCAAGGGUUUGUGGCUUUUCCGUGGGACUGAAAUCCCAAAAUUUGUGAUGGAUGAGUGUUAUGACAUGGAGCUUUAUGAGUGGACCAAGGUUGACCUUUCUGAUGAGGCACAAAAGGAGCGUGUGAAUCAGAUGAUUGAAGAUUUUGAGCCUUUUGAGGGCGAAGCACUUUUGGAUGCUAAAUGCUUCAAAUGAAGGAAAAUGCUUCGAAGAUUAUGGAGAAUUCUACAACUUAACGGAUUUCCAAUAACAUGUGAAAAUUAUUGAAGAAUAUUUUAGGCCCGUACACAUAGAAUGUUCUGUAAAUAUCUAGAUAUUUAACUUUAUGGUUCUUUGUAGUUGAUCACAACCGUUGAUUUAAAUAGAUAUUGGUAUUCAGGUUGAGGAGGGUGCCCAUAUAAGGAGAUGAACCACAACCACAAUAUUCCUAAUCAUCCUCUUGUGCGUUCUUUUUCUGUUUUUCAUUGUCUCAAUUGUUGAAAGCUAUAAAUUAUUGUAAUCUCUUUAGUAUUGCAUUCCACGAUGUCAUUUUGUUGUGGCGUGUGAUGAGUAAUUCGUUGAUGUAUAAUGGCAUGUACCUGGAAAUAUGUGUUUGGUUCAAUGAUUGAACCCAACUCGUAAGCA